AUGUCCCAGGAGGGCGGCGGUGAGGAUGCUAUGACCAACAACAAUUCUGGCCAUAUUGUAGUAGAUAAUGCAAUCAAUAAUAAUGUGGGAGGAGCCUCACACCUCAACAAGGAGGAUGAUGGCAAUGAUGAGCUAGCCUCAGAAGGUGAACAAGACAAUGAGGGAUGGCUCAGUGAUGGUGUGGAUGAAGAUGACAUGUUUACAGAUGGUGAAGGGGAGAUUGAGCCCACACAUAGAGUGCCUGCUUCCAUCGCAGAUCUUCCAGACACUGUGACUUUGCUUCACCGGGACGGCUGCCUGGUAUACAUUGUUGGCACAGCCCAUUUUAGCCAGGAGAGUCAGGAUGAUGUUUCUAAGGUGAUCCAAGCCACAAAACCCCAUGUCAUCAUGGUAGAACUGUGUCAGAGUCGUGUCAACAUCCUCAAAAUGGAUGAGGCCAAGAUAUUAGAGGAAGCCAAGAACAUCAACAUGAGCACCAUCCAGCAGAUCAUCCAGAGAAACGGAUUCAUGCAAGGUAUCCUCAACAUCCUACUGCUGAACAUGUCUGCAUAUAUUACCAAAGAACUGGGGAUGGCUCCUGGUGGGGAGUUCCGUGUCGCCUUCAAUGAGGCUCGUAAGCUAAAGGGAGGCUGUAGAUUUAUACUUGGGGACAGGCCUAUCCAGAUCACCUUACGACGGGCACUAGCAUCGUUAAGCUUGUGGCAGAGAGUAAAGUUAGCAUAUGCCAUACUGUUCUCCAAGGAACCAAUUACGAAAGAGGAUGUAGAGAAGUGUAAGCAGAAAGACAUGCUAGAACAGAUGAUUGAGGAGAUGACAGGAGAGUUUCCCGCCCUUGGCCGUGUCUUUGUCAAGGAGAGAGAUAUUUACUUGACACAUUCCUUGCGUAAAGUUGCUCAGCCAAUACCCUGCCCUGACGCCCCAAAUGGUCAGGUCCCAGCUAUUGUGGUCGGUGUUGUUGGUAUCGGACAUGUUCAAGGCAUUAAGGAUAACUGGGAUAAAGAUUUGGAUAUUGAAGAUAUCUGCAAGUUGCCGACACCGUCUGCUCUCUCCAUCCUGGCCAAAUGGGGAUUCCGAUUGAGUGCAUUAGGCCUGCUCACUUAUGGAUGUUACAAAAUUUCUAAACUAACUUUAAUUCCUUGGAUAUCAGCCAUUGUCAAGUGA
Molecule: messenger RNA, 1161 nt
Organism: Candidula unifasciata
Lineage: Eukaryota; Metazoa; Mollusca; Gastropoda; Stylommatophora; Geomitridae
Source: the annotation of a GenBank genome assembly